This is a messenger RNA of Zootermopsis nevadensis, 917 nucleotides long. Lineage: Eukaryota; Metazoa; Arthropoda; Insecta; Blattodea; Termopsidae. The record is from RefSeq and is a predicted model, not a curated record.
UUGUCAGUACUGUGCUUGCAGCUGAGUUAGCUUGCAACAGUGUUAACAGAAAUUGGAUUUUUCUUUUUGCGAUGGGGAAACGAAAAUUGGUGGAAUUAACUCUGGAAAAGAAGAAAGAAGUUUUGGAUCUUCUGAAGAUAGGAGAAAGUUGCAGGAAGCUGGCAGAGAAAUACGGCAUCUCAAAAUCUACUGUUUCCAACAUCAACAGCAACAGAGCCGCAAUUACCGAUGCGUGGGAAAGGAAGUGUAAUGCACACAGAAAAAGACUACGAAAAACACCUCAUGAUGAACUAAAUGACAAAGUGUUAGAGUUUUUCCGGUGUUGUCGUGCAAAGAACAUUCCCAUUAGUGGCACACUUUUACAGGAGAAGGCUAGAGAAAUUGCAACUAGACUCCACACCGAAGAUUUCUCGGCGAGCAAUGGCUGGUUGGAUCGUUUCCGUAAACGAAAUAACAUAAGUCUGCACGUCCUUUCUGGCGAAUCAGCUUCUGCUGAUCUUCAAGCUGCUGAAGAUUGGAAACGCAAACUUCCAAGCCUUUUGUUGGGAUACGCAGAAGAGGACAUUUCCAACGCGGAUGAAACUGGAUUAUUCUACCGUCAACUUCCAACGCGAUCCUUAAUAGAAAUGAGAGACACAUGUAAAGGAGGGAAGAAAUGUAAGGGACGGAUUACUGUUUUGCUAUGUUGCAAUUCGCGAGGAGCGAAAUUAAAGCCAUUAGUUAUUGGAAAUGCUGCACGUCCUAGAGCUUUCAAAACGAACAAUGUGAAAUUGGACGACCUUCCCGAGGUGCCUGAUUCAGAUCUUAGCCAGGACACUUAUUAUCCUGAAGGUGUUCCAAAUUUUCAGGACUCUUAUCCUGAGCGUGUUUGUGUUUUUCCUCAGUCCCUCCAGGAAAAUGUCAAUAGUAUCCUGUAA